AUGAUCAUCCACAUUUUGAGAGAUCCUUAUACUGCCAUCUCUUCUCAUUCCACUAUCCAAAUGGACAUCGACCCAGCUAGGCGCAACAAGAAGCCCCGUCUCCUCCUGGAGACGGAGCGCGAGAAGCUUGAUGAAUUUGUGGACUCUAUUCACUACUCGGCAAGAUACAACGACGACAAAUUUGAAUACCGCCAUGUGCAGCUCCCAAAGAAUAUGCUCAAAAAGAUCCCCGCAGACUACUUUGACAGUUCUAAGGGCACUCUGAAAUUGCUUUGGGAGGAGGAAUGGCGAGCUCUGGGUAUUACACAAAGCUUGGGAUGGGAGCAUUACGAGGUGCAUGAACCUGAACCUCAUAUCUUAUUGUUCAAGCGCCCUCUUAACUACCAACCCCCUCUGCAACAAUAA
Penicillium roqueforti is the source of this 405-nucleotide messenger RNA. Its product is annotated as cyclin-dependent protein kinase regulatory subunit CKS1. Gene Ontology annotation, molecular function: cyclin-dependent protein serine/threonine kinase activator activity; ubiquitin binding; histone binding. Gene Ontology annotation, biological process: regulation of mitotic cell cycle. Bases 1 to 405 code for a protein of 134 amino acids. Lineage: Eukaryota; Fungi; Ascomycota; Eurotiomycetes; Eurotiales; Aspergillaceae. The transcript is spliced from 6 exons. The record is from RefSeq and is a predicted model, not a curated record. Gene Ontology annotation, cellular component: SCF ubiquitin ligase complex; cyclin-dependent protein kinase holoenzyme complex.